Molecule: messenger RNA, 779 nt
Organism: Manacus vitellinus (golden-collared manakin)
Lineage: Eukaryota; Metazoa; Chordata; Aves; Passeriformes; Pipridae
Gene: NACA
Product: nascent polypeptide associated complex subunit alpha
Exons: 6
Biological process (GO): protein targeting to membrane
Cellular component (GO): nascent polypeptide-associated complex; cytoplasm
Source: RefSeq, a predicted model, not a curated record
CCAGCAGCAAAGGCUGCACCAAAGCAGCUGCAUCCCCUGGACCUGCCUGAGGUGGGAAGAGUGAGGUGUGUGUGUGUUCCUGCAGGGUCUGGAACAGAGUCCGACAGCGAUGAGUCUGUACCAGAGCUCGAAGAGCAAGACUCCACACAGGCCACGACACAGCAGGCGCAGCUCGCGGCAGCGGCCGAGAUAGAUGAAGAACCCGUCAGCAAAGCAAAACAGAGCCGGAGCGAGAAGAAAGCUCGGAAGGCAAUGUCCAAACUGGGCCUUCGCCAGGUGACGGGAGUCACCAGGGUCACCAUCCGGAAAUCCAAGAACAUCCUGUUUGUCAUCACAAAGCCAGACGUGUACAAGAGCCCGGCGUCAGACACCUACAUUGUCUUUGGCGAGGCCAAGAUCGAAGACCUGUCCCAGCAGGCCCAGCUGGCAGCUGCAGAAAAGUUCAAAGUGCAAGGAGAACCUGUUUCAAACAUCCAGGAAAACACACAGACCCCCACCGUGCAGGAGGAGAGCGAGGAAGAGGAGGUUGACGAGACGGGGGUGGAGGUGAAAGACAUCGAGCUGGUGAUGUCGCAGGCGAACGUGUCGCGGGCGAAGGCCGUGCGAGCCCUCAAGAACAACAGCAACGACAUCGUAAACGCGAUAAUGGAGCUGACGAUGUAGCCGCCGGAGGGAGGAGCCUUUUUUGGUGUUUCAGAGAAGACUAAAAUACAGCUAAAUUUAAAAUUUGUACUAUUUCUAUCGGUUAAUAAAAGUUGUGGCUUAUUGUUGGUGAAACA